ACUCGCUCCUUAUGGAGACUAGGCCUAAUCUUAUAACUAUUGAUUGGGAGAAAUGGAUAAACGGCUACUCGCCAAUUACGGUUUCACCAAAAGAUCCGCUACCUAAAAUAAAUAAAAUAAAGAAACUCAAUUGGGCAAUGAUUGUUCUAUUUGGUCAACAAAGGCGUUUUGAAGUUAUAGACUUUUAUUAUCAUAUGUUAAGAGUGCAGCUUGCUGAUGGCAAAGUUUGCAGAAACUUAAAUGUAUGGUAGACGUUUGAGACGCUUUCAAGUAUUUAACUCGCAGAUUUUCGCUAUACGGAACAUAUAUCUGAAAGGUAGUGACUUUGAAGGAUCCAAUAUAGAGCAUGUGGUACUUCUCACCGC
This is a messenger RNA of Glossina fuscipes, 365 nucleotides long. RefSeq names its product cytoplasmic FMR1-interacting protein homolog. The record is from RefSeq and is a predicted model, not a curated record. Gene Ontology annotation, molecular function: small GTPase binding. Lineage: Eukaryota; Metazoa; Arthropoda; Insecta; Diptera; Glossinidae. Bases 12 to 251 code for a protein of 79 amino acids. The transcript is spliced from 3 exons. Gene Ontology annotation, biological process: regulation of actin filament polymerization.